AUGGAGAAGCAGAACACAGAGCUGUACUUGAAGAACUGCCAUAUUAUUCUUGAAAAUGAGAGGCUAAGAAAGAAAGCACAACGGCUCGACCAGGAGAAUCGGGCUCUGUUAUCUCAGCUGCAGCACAGACUUUCAGAACCAAGUUCUGGACAAAAAAAUGAAAUCAACGACACUCCAAAUUCCGUAUUUGCAGCUCAAGAAUUUCCAUUUCCUUGCACUGUUUCUCCUUCUCUUACUUCUUCAGCAAUGUCUUGGAAAAUCAUAGUAGUCUUGUUGAUUGGCUCUCUAGCAUGGGCACAACAGGCCUUUUGGCCUCCACUUCCCCGUAUUUGCGGUUCUCUUGGUGGUCCACCUGUCACAGCACCCCGAAUCAAGCUUAGAGAUGGAAGAUAUUUGGCAUAUAAAGAGCACGGAAUCCCAAAAGAAACAGCAAAAUAUAAGAUUGUCUUGGUUCAUGGCUACACUGGUGGUCGACAUGACGCUUCUUUUUCUACAUCGGCAUUAGUUGAAGAAUUUGGGAUAUACAUUGUGACUUUUGACAGACCAGGAUACGGAGAGAGUGAUCCGGAUCCAAAACGAACUAUAAAGAGCACAGCUUUAGAUAUAGAAGAGCUUGGUGAACAAUUACAACUUGGUGCCAAAUUUUAUGUCAUUGGGAUUUCCAUGGGAGGACAGGUUGUCUGGGGCUGCCUCAAGUACAUUCCUCACAGGUUGGCUGGAGCAGCAUUGAUUGCUCCAGUUAUCAAUUACUGGUGGCCUAGUUUUCCUGCAAACUUAUCUACAGAAGCAUACAAUCAACAGCCCUUAGAGGACCAGUGGGCACUUCGAGUGGCACACUAUAUGCCCUGGCUCGUCUACUGGUGGAACACUCAGAAGUGGUUUCCUUCCUCUACUGUUACGGCUGGAAAACCUAAUCUUUUGGCCCCAGAUUUGAAAAUUGUUUCCAAAAUAGCUGGAAGAACGACCAGAAGGGAAUAUGCAAGUCAGCAAGGAGUAUUUGAGUCAUUUCAUCGUGACAUGAUGAUCGGGUUUGGGCAUUGGGAAUUCGAUCCUAUGGAUCUUGAGAACCAUUUACCCGACAGUGAAGGUUCUGUUCAUCUGUGGCACGGCGUUGAGGAUGGGAUGGUGCCUGUUUCACUGCAGCGCUACAUUGCUGAGAAGCUUCCUUGGAUACAAUACCAUGAAAUACCAGAUGCUGGACAUCUAUUUGCAUAUGCUGAUGAUAGCUUAAAAGAUUCAAUCUUGAAGACACUUUUGACAGGGGAUAAGUAA
Fraxinus pennsylvanica is the source of this 1272-nucleotide messenger RNA. NCBI's taxonomy places the organism in Eukaryota, Viridiplantae, Streptophyta, Magnoliopsida, Lamiales, Oleaceae. The record is from the annotation of a GenBank genome assembly.